AUGCUGCCCCGCGGCCGCGCCCCCAGAGGCCGCCGCCGGUGCCGAGCACCGCCACCCCCGGCCUCCUCCGUGCCUCUCCUCUCCCUCGCGCGAUGCCCGCCUAGAGCCGCGGCCUCGCCUCGUCGCCGACCCGACUCCGUCGCCGGCGCUCCCCGUCCCCGUCGCUCGUCUCCGACCUCCUCCCCACCGGACCACGUCGAGACUCGCCGCCCCGCUCCUCUUCAAACACCGGUGAGGGCAUCGCCCUCCCCCUUCCCUGCCUCCGCUCCGCAGCCCCAUUGCCCGUCGUUGCCUCGCUACGCGUCGUCGCCUGACCCGUGCCGCAUCCGUCCCGUCGCGCCGCGCCUCCUGUCGCCGGCCCCGCACGCUGACCGCCUCGCCGCGCCACCGCGACCGCUCGCCGCCCCUACUCCCCUCUUCUUAUCUGCUCCGCCGCGCCGCCUCGCUCCCACCGGCCGCAAGCCACCGGAGCCCUCAGACCGCACGGCCCCUCCUGCCUCCCCCCACGGCGCUCACCUCCGCCCCGUCUCUGCCUUGCGGUCGAGCACGCCCCGCCCCGUACCCCGUGCGCUCCAGGUCCGGCCGUGCUCGCACACCCCCCUGCUCGCCGACCACGUCGGCCAGCCCUGCGUGCAGCCGCUGCUGUCGUACGCUGCUCCGCCACUGGCCCCACGCGGCCCCGCUGCUCCCCGCGCCCGGCACCGCUCCCACCGUCGCCGGCCACCGAGACCCCGGGCGCACUCGCCCUCACCUCCCUUGGCCUCGGGUGCGAGCACCCGUUCGCCCAUCGCCCGCUUUCCCCGCGCCCGUUCGGGCGGCGCCCGUUGCCCGACCCGCUGUGGUCCUUUGGCCCAAUGA
Molecule: messenger RNA, 858 nt
Organism: Aegilops tauschii subsp. strangulata
Lineage: Eukaryota; Viridiplantae; Streptophyta; Magnoliopsida; Poales; Poaceae
Source: RefSeq, a predicted model, not a curated record